AUUAACAAUAAUUUAAUUGUAAUUAUGUGUGAAUUCAUUCGAUUUAAAUUAAGUAAUGGUUCUAUUCAUGGUAUAAGUUUGAAUAAUUUAAGAAAACAUCCAAAUAGUUAUUUAACAAAAUUAGUUGAAAAGGAAAGAAAACAUUCAUCUCGGACGUCCUAAAUCUGAACAGAAAAAAUUUCACAAAAAACGAGGGAAGAAGCGUAGUGCUUAUUUAUGCAGACAUUUGACCAAAUAGUGAAAGUGUUUUUAAUUUAAUUUUUCUUCAAAGUGCAUAUAUAUACUUUGAAAUGUUGUUUGAACUGUUGUUCUUCGUUGACCGUCGAAGUUCUUUUAUACGACUUGAAAAAAUUUGGAAAAUUUUGGUUACAAAAUAGACUAAAAUGAACAAAUAUGGAUUUCAGGAUUCAAAAUAAAUUUUUUAAAAUGCUUAGACAUUAGACAUUGAUCUUUGAUUCUAAAAGUUAAUCAUACAGGUUAACUAUAACAUGUAAGUCGCUGUGAUGAACAUCGUCUUUUGGACGCAGGAAUAGCAUAAGAAGUAUCACUGGGCAAGAAACGAUAAAAAAAUCGAAAAAUGAUCAGCUUUUAUUAUAACAUCCUUUCUGAAUGAUUUCAAAUAUUACAGACAGGAACAACUUUUAUUAUUGACGAAGAUCCAUUAAUAUUUGAAGCAAUAUUACAUUUUUAUCGCUAUGAUCGCUGGCUAUUUCCAGAAAACUUUGCUAAAAAUAUUGAGCAAUCAAUUCUUCAUGAAUAUGAUUUAACAGAACAAUUAUGUAAAAAAUCACAAGCUCCACAUGUUCCAUCUUAUGUUAUAUUAAAAAGAUUACCGUUAUCUGAUAAACCGGGUAGUCUCUCAUAUACAAUAGUAGAACCGGAUGUGAAUGCUAUUUCUAAAUUAUUUAAGUCUUCACAUUUAAGGGGCAAGAAUGAUCAAAUAUUAAAACUUAAUUAUGUUAGUGUUAUUAACAUUUUAUGUGAAAAUGGUUAUGUUAUAGAAACAUGGAAUGAAGAAAAACAAUAUGUAAUAUUAAAAAGAUGA
This is a messenger RNA of Didymodactylos carnosus, 1045 nucleotides long. The record is from the annotation of a GenBank genome assembly. NCBI's taxonomy places the organism in Eukaryota, Metazoa, Rotifera, Eurotatoria, Philodinida, Philodinidae.